This is a messenger RNA of Talaromyces atroroseus, 1590 nucleotides long. RefSeq lists its product as hypothetical. Gene Ontology annotation, molecular function: transmembrane transporter activity. Gene Ontology annotation, cellular component: membrane. The transcript is spliced from 5 exons. The coding region runs from base 1 to 1590 and encodes 529 amino acids. Lineage: Eukaryota; Fungi; Ascomycota; Eurotiomycetes; Eurotiales; Trichocomaceae. The record is from RefSeq and is a predicted model, not a curated record. Gene Ontology annotation, biological process: transmembrane transport.
AUGUCGCAGGUUCAGACUCUUUGUCUAGAGGCUCAACCGACCUCAGUAGUCGUGUCUCCGAGGGAAGAUACGACUUUUUCACCGCCCCAGGAUCAUCAUCGAAAUCAAGAAGCACCGAAUGCCUCUAUCGAACGUGCACUGGGGCCAGCUCCCUCACAGCCUGUCUUUGAGGCAGCAAGGGUGGUCCAGGUCACUCAGACCCGUAGAGCGUCAAUUAUCGUAUUGCUUGUUAUGGCAAAUGUUGUCCAGAUGACCGCGAACUUUGCCGGGAUUGCCGGCGGGAGCAGUCUCAUUGAUGCUAUGGGAGCAGAGUUGGCCUAUGGCUCAUGGAUAGCUGCCAGUUACGCCCUGACUCAAGGGACAUUUGUGCUCCCAAGCGGUCGGCUGGGUGAUGUCUACGGCUAUAGACUGCUGGUGCUGGUCGGCGGCGCAUGGCUGUCUGUCUGCACGCUAGCCAGUGGCUUCUGCACUAAUAUCAUUGCCUUUCUCACAUUGAGGGCACUGUCAGGCCUGGGCGGUGCCUUUAUCAUGCCGAAUGCUGUGGCAAUGAUUUCGAGUACUGUUCCUCCAGGUCGUGCACGCAAUUUCAGCUUGGGGGUCUUCGGGGCCUCGGCGCCCAUAGGAGGCUAUCUCGGGGCACUGUUCCUCGGUGUUUUCUUGGAGAAAACGGAAUAUAAGUGGUUUUUCGUCUUCCUAGCCUGCAUGGGUUUCGUUGUCUUUCUUCCUCUUGGAAUCUUGAGCCCAUCAGACAAGCCGGUCGAUCAGAAUGGAAAAAUUGAUUAUAUUGGUUCAGCAUUGGGAACAGGUUCAUUGAUCAUCUUCAACUUCGUUUGGAAGUAUACUGCUUUCCCCAUGAUGCCUCUCGACAUAUUCAAGGCUCCUUCAUUUGCCACCCUCCUUAUAGUCGUCCUUUUCAAUUACAUGGCUGUGGGUACUCUCAUUUGGUACCAAGUUCUUUGGCUGCAAACCGUCUGGCACUGGUCUACUUUGAAGUUUGCCGUUGGCUGGACUCCAUUCGUUUUCUGCGCGGUGGCUGCCACAUGUCUUGCAGCCUGGAUGAUCCCACGCAUGGCAGCGCAGUGGAUUCUCGCAAUUGGUACCAUCACCAUACUGAUCUCCAAUGCGCUGAUGGCAACCGUGCCGCUACAUCAAUCUUAUUGGGCUCAAAUCUUUCCGUCGGUGGUGCUUUUCUCCUUUUGCCCAGAUCUGGUAUACACUGCUGGGCAGAUUAUUGCCAGCAACUCCGUUCGCCGAAACCAGCAGGGUAUCGCCGGUUCGAUUAUCGGUACGCUUAAUCUGUAUGGCAACAGUUUGGGACUGGGGUUUGCUACCACGAUAGAGGUUCAGGUUGCGCAACGUUCUGGUAGCAAGAUUGAGGGCUAUAGAGCGGCACUUUACUUUGGUGUUGCAAUUAGUGCAGUCGCUCUCGUGCUGGAUAUACUUUUUGUUCGAAGAGUGAAGGAUGAUCGUGAGGGCUGGCGCGAGGAAGACCAUGAGCUAACGGAUCAGGUCGACUUGACUCAAUAUGGUGAGACUAUGGGAGUUUAUCGACGCAAUGCAGUUGAGUCAAACCAGCAUAGUAGUGCUUGA